This is a messenger RNA of Triticum dicoccoides, 4379 nucleotides long. RefSeq lists its product as uncharacterized. Lineage: Eukaryota; Viridiplantae; Streptophyta; Magnoliopsida; Poales; Poaceae. The coding region runs from base 68 to 4042 and encodes 1324 amino acids. The transcript has 10 exons. Gene Ontology annotation, molecular function: ATP binding; ATP hydrolysis activity. The record is from RefSeq and is a predicted model, not a curated record.
GAGAUCGAAGGACCAGCGGCGAGAGAGUGUAAAACCCUAGCGGAGCGAGUUUCUCUAAGCAGCCACGAUGCCCUCGAAACAUAAGGACGACAGGAAGAAGAUGAAGAAAAAGGCGCGGUAUGAUAAGUGGAUUAAGCCUUUGGUCGCCGACCAUCCUCCGCCUCAGGCCGGGCUCAAUGCCGGCCAUCCUCCGCCUCAGGCCGCGCUCAAUGCCGGCCAUCCUCCGCCUCAGGUCGCGCUCAAUGCCGACCCUCGUCCGGUUCAGGCCGCGCUCAAUGACGAGCUGCAGCCCCCCCACGACCCGCUUCUGCAUCAGGCCUUGCUGAAUGCCGAUCCGCCUCCGCCGCCUACCGAUCUACGUUGCUUGGGGCGUCUUGUCUCCGAGGAUCACUCGCUCGAUAUUGAGAUUAAGCCUCUUACUAUAUCCAAAGAUGGUGUGGACAUUGUAGCUAACACUCAGAUGGAACUGCGGCAUGGGAGGUGUUACGGCUUGAUAGGACAAGGAUGUGGCAAACAUACUUUACUUAGAGCUCUUGCACAUGAGACGUUUCCCAUUCCAUCCUAUAUGCACGUCUAUCACGCCACCUUUGAUGACCAGUUCCCUAGUUUGUCGGUUAAGGAGUAUAUUAUGUCGUGUGACAAAGAACGAGUUCAGCUGGAAAGAGAGAUUAAAAAUCUGGAGGAUCAGGGUCAUGGUGGUACUAAUGCUGUGGGUUAUCUGUAUAUGCGGUCAGAAGUCUUCGAUUCAACUUCACUAGAAGAACGUGCAACACAUAUACUGUAUGGCUUAGGAUUUCACAGGAAAAUGCAAGCAGAUCUAGUUCAGAAUGUGCCUGUCUACCUUCGUAAGCGACUUCCUUUAGCGAAGGCACUUCUUUUGCAGCCAACAGUUCUUCUGCUUGAGGAACCAACAUCUGGGCUUGAUAUCGAUACCUGGGUGUGGCUUGCACAUGCACUGAAGAAAGUUCAACCAACAUGCAUAACAGUCCUAAUUUCCAAUGAUGAGCAGUUUUUAAGCGAGUUAUGCACUGAUGUGCUCAAUGUGCACAACGGUGGGUUGCAUCAGUUCUAUGGCAAGUACUUCAAGUACUCUCCACCAGCUGAGUUGUCUGUUUCGGAAAAGUCUCCAGCUUUCCACUUCAGGCAUGAGGACUCUAGCCAUUUAGAUUCACCUGUCUUGCAGCUCGAGAAAGCUGGAUGUGGUUAUGGGGAGAACUUUAUUUUCAAGAAUCUUGAUUUUGAUCUCAAGCCUGAUUCCAGAAUCGCAUUUGUUGGUGCAAAUGGCGGAGGGAAGACCACCCUGCUCAAUGUCUUGGCAAAAAAGCUUGGUUUGAUUGGUGGUAAGAUCAGACACGAUCCUGAAUUUCGUGCAGUCCACUUUGGUCAGCAACUUAUUGAUGAACUGGACAUGAAGAUAUCUGCCCUCCAGCAUGUCAACAUUGUAUGUCAAGGUGAUAAUAGGCUCAAGACUGAAAUUGUCGAUUCAUUUUUACCAAUGCACAUGCGUGAUAGACCAAUGAAGGACCUAUCCUAUGCGCAGCAAGUGUCUGUGAUCUUCGCCUGCUUAAUGUUCGAAAGGCCACAUGUUUUGUUGAUUGAUGAGCCAACCCGCCAAUUUGACAAUGAGGCUGUCGACAUACUCUGCAAGGCAUUGAACUCCUUUAAUGGUGGGUAUGUCAUAGCUAGCAGCAACUUAGGACUGAUCAAUCGACUUGCACCAGAAAUUUGGCUUUGUGGCAGUCAGUCAAUAAUGAAGUAUGAUGGAGGGGUAAUGGACUUAACACGACAAAUGCAGGACCGCCUUGGUAAACUGAUUAAGCUCCGAGAUCCAACUAUAAUUAGAGAGGCUUAUCCACAGUUUUCGAUUGCAAAUCAUCCUGAAGUGGCUCUUCCAUUCCUAUGGUAUGACCAGUACGUUGAUAGCUCUGGUGAAAGUUUCAAGCUUGCAUGCAUUCCGUUUGCUGUUUAUGCAAAACAGAGAGCUUUGGUUGCCACUGCCCCAACCAACACCUUGAAGGCCGGGAACCUCACUAUUGAAGGAGAACUUGAUCCAACAAUUCUCCAUCGAAUGGCCACAGAAGCUGGAAAAGAUUUCGCUAGAUCAAUGGUCCAUGGUCUUCGCCAAUCUGAGUCAAUUGGAGAGAGCUUAGGGGACUUCAAUAGUUCCAACAUUUGGGUGACCCCUGAGGGUAGGGUUGUCCUGAAAGGAGUUGAACGCAAGCGAUUUUGUCUUAUUCAAAACAGAAGAAAUUGGUUGUCAGUGUGCGAAAUCAUUGAGAAUAUGUGUGGUGAUGAAGUUCCUGCUAGUGUUGCACACUUGUUAACUAUGAUAAGGAAUGAGCCAAACAUGUCCCCACUUUAUCAUGUACACGCUUCUCUGCGUCCAAUUGGUCAGUGUAUGGCAAUGUUCACGAAAGCGUAUGGGGAGAACUUUAUUUUCAAGAAUCUUGAUUUUGAUCUCAAGCCUGAUUCCAGAAUCGCAUUUGUUGGUGCAAAUGGCGGAGGGAAGACCACCCUGCUCAAUGUCUUGGCAAAAAAGCUUGGUUUGAUUGGUGGUAAGAUCAGACACGAUCCUGAAUUUCGUGCAGUCCACUUUGGUCAGCAACUUAUUGAUGAACUGGACAUGAAGAUAUCUGCCCUCCAGCAUGUCAACAUUGUAUGUCAAGGUGAUAAUAGGCUCAAGACUGAAAUUGUCGAUUCAUUUUUACCAAUGCACAUGCGUGAUAGACCAAUGAAGGACCUAUCCUAUGCGCAGCAAGUGUCUGUGAUCUUCGCCUGCUUAAUGUUCGAAAGGCCACAUGUUUUGUUGAUUGAUGAGCCAACCCGCCAAUUUGACAAUGAGGCUGUCGACAUACUCUGCAAGGCAUUGAACUCCUUUAAUGGUGGGUAUGUCAUAGCUAGCAGCAACUUAGGACUGAUCAAUCGACUUGCACCAGAAAUUUGGCUUUGUGGCAGUCAGUCAAUAAUGAAGUAUGAUGGAGGGGUAAUGGACUUAACACGACAAAUGCAGGACCGCCUUGGUAAACUGAUUAAGCUCCGAGAUCCAACUAUAAUUAGAGAGGCUUAUCCACAGUUUUCGAUUGCAAAUCAUCCUGAAGUGGCUCUUCCAUUCCUAUGGUAUGACCAGUACGUUGAUAGCUCUGGUGAAAGUUUCAAGCUUGCAUGCAUUCCGUUUGCUGUUUAUGCAAAACAGAGAGCUUUGGUUGCCACUGCCCCAACCAACACCUUGAAGGCCGGGAACCUCACUAUUGAAGGAGAACUUGAUCCAACAAUUCUCCAUCGAAUGGCCACAGAAGCUGGAAAAGAUUUCGCUAGAUCAAUGGUCCAUGGUCUUCGCCAAUCUGAGUCAAUUGGAGAGAGCUUAGGGGACUUCAAUAGUUCCAACAUUUGGGUGACCCCUGAGGGUAGGGUUGUCCUGAAAGGAGUUGAACGCAAGCGAUUUUGUCUUAUUCAAAACAGAAGAAAUUGGUUGUCAGUGUGCGAAAUCAUUGAGAAUAUGUGUGGUGAUGAAGUUCCUGCUAGUGUUGCACACUUGUUAACUAUGAUAAGGAAUGAGCCAAACAUGUCCCCACUUUAUCAUGUACACGCUUCUCUGCGUCCAAUUGGUCAGUGUAUGGCAAUGUUCACGAAAGCGUAUGAAGAGGUUACACAAGUUAUAACUAACAAUGCAGUUAGAAGAAGAAUCUACGAGGCAAUACCUUACUGUCUCAACAAAGAGUGGCGCACUAUGGUGAUAUCAAAUGAAAUCCUAAAGAAAACAUAUGAUUUCAAGGGUGGCAGAAAUUACAAAGUGGCUACACCAAGCCUGCUGCCAAACGAACAGACCCUAACAGCUAGACAGUUGCAGAUCAUGCGAUGGAAGGAAGCAAGAUGCUUCUUGGACUUUUUGAGAAAUAGAAUAAGCCAUCGCAUGGACUACCUUGCCUACCUGCAGAUGAAAUAUACUGCUUUGGGUGCAGACCUUGCCCAUGAUGCACGCUUUGGGCUGGUUAACUGUGUCCUGCAGAGGGAGCUGUUCAUAAUCAAGGGAUUAAUAAUAUAAAUCCGCACAAGUUUCUGUAAGUUUGCAGAUAACUUCUGGGGGCUCCAUUACCUUCCGGGAUACCCAGAGCUCCGUCAAGCUGACAAGCUGUCUCUGAGAGCACCAAGGCUGUCCACAGGCUGACCUCACCUUAGGCUUUAUAUGCAUUUCUGAUCCCUAGUUGGUUGUUUGGGGUGUGUUCUGACUAAUUGUGAGAAGAGCACUAUUAUUGCGUCCUUCAUGUAAGAACUGUUCUAAUUGAGAAGAGCACUGUUAUUGCGACCUGGAGAAAUUGCAACGUUUUGACCUGGAGUAAUUGCUGUUUCAGUGUUAUACAGUUGCCUGUUUGUGAUUUCAA